Molecule: messenger RNA, 1188 nt
Organism: Saccostrea echinata
Lineage: Eukaryota; Metazoa; Mollusca; Bivalvia; Ostreida; Ostreidae
Product: coatomer subunit zeta-1-like
Exons: 8
Coding region: 110-661 (183 amino acids)
Biological process (GO): retrograde vesicle-mediated transport, Golgi to endoplasmic reticulum; intra-Golgi vesicle-mediated transport; intracellular protein transport
Cellular component (GO): COPI vesicle coat
Source: RefSeq, a predicted model, not a curated record
AAAUGAAGGCUUUAAUCUGAGGGCAAUUGAAGCGUUAAAUUGACAUUGAGCUACUCCACGUCAAAUUUGUUUUCUCUACAGUCGUACAUCAGAGGCCGGUGUUUACAUCAUGGAUGGAGGAAUUUUGGAACCAUCUUUGUAUGCUGUGAAAGCCAUUGCCAUCUUAGACAAUGAUGGAAACAGAUUGAUAACGAAAUACUAUGAUGACCAGUUUCCAACAGCCAAAGAGCAGAAACAGUUUGAAAAGAACCUGUUUGGGAAAACACACAAAGCCAAUUCUGAAAUCAUCAUGUUUGAGGGUCUAACAUGUGUGUACAAAAGUAAUGUGGAUUUGUUCUUUUAUGUUGUUGGUAGUUCACAAGAAAAUGAGUUGAUCUUAGCAAGUGUAUUGAAUGGUCUAUAUGAUGCCAUUAACCAAAUUCUCCGUAAAAAUGUAGAAAAAAGAUCGCUCCUGGAAAAUCUUGAUGCAGCAUUUCUUGUAGUAGAUGAAAUCUGUGAUGGAGGAAUUAUCUUAGAUUCUGAUGCUUCUUCAAUAGUGCAGAAAGUCUCCAUUAGAAAUGAUGAUGCCCCCCUUGGAGAACAAACGGUGGCCCAGAUUAACAAAAAACUAGAGGUCCUACAGAGUGCAAAAGAGCAGAUCAAGUGGUCAUUACUAAAGUGAGGCGGAGUGACCAACUCAUCAAGUGACCAAUCAUUCAACAUUUGUUCUUAAACAUUAUGUCGGAAGAUUUAUAACUAAAAACAGAAAUUGGAGUGAAGUGAAAAUCUUCAUUUACUGUUUUGAACAUGAAAAUUUAAAUAUUAUUGUAGAAGAAAGAAGGGGGACAAAUGUCAAAUGACAUCAUUUUUCUAAAAAAAAAAUAUUUUAGGAAGCAUAAUUGAGAAAGAUAUGCAGACAUUUAAAUUAAACUUUCAUGCAAGCAUCUUGCAAGAUGCAUAUUUUUUAAAGAAACAACCAAGUAAAAGGGCAGUAUGUGUGGCUGUAUGAAAUAAUAUUAUGUAAAUCAUCAGAUAAAAACACAUUUUCCACUUUACAUUUUAAUUGCUUUUUGAGUGUUAGGUGAUUUAUAGAAUUUUGUGUAAUUACGAGGACAUGUUGUUACAUUGAGACGAGUGAGUGAGAGAGUUGCCAGAUAUUUAUGGAAUAUGUGUUAUUAGUAUCUGAUUAAAACGGUACAAAAAUUCAAA